AUAAAACUGGCUUUUUACGCUAACUUAGCUAAAUUAUAAUACUUAAAUGUCAUUUUAAGUUUACUAGCAGUAUUGUUGUAAACCACUUUAUUUUAAUACGAAAUAAAUGUGGCUAGCUGUGAGGCUAAGAUUGGUUUCUGAUAUUUUCAAUUCCACCUUAAAUGUAAUUUGGCUAACUGACUAGCUAGCUUAGGUUUUCUGUCAGGCGCCCCUUUUUAAAGUAUAUUAAAUUAUAGUAACAUAAAACUGGCUUUUUAUGCCAACCAGCACUAUUGUGGUGUUCACGAUCAGAGACAGCACUAAAGUGUGAAGGGGGAGUGUAUAAACAGUACUGCUGACUUCACACAAGCUGCUCACACUAGAAGGAGUCUCACACUCCGAAACACACUUUUACAUACACACACUUUUGUACAGCACACACCCUGAACUGGAUUCUUUCUACCUCGGACUACAGCUGAGAAACUCCACACACAUCUGAGCGAAAGAGAGUGUGUGUGUGUGGAGUGUCCGGAGUGUUGUCACUGUUCUUACAGAGAGGAGGUGUGCGUGUGGGAUGGUGAUGAUGAUGUGAGGAUGGUGAUGGUGGUGAUGGUGAUGAAGAUGCUGCUGUGUUGACCCCGUAGCCCUGCUGCUGCAGCUGCUAUACUGUAGCUGGUGGAUCGUGCUGAUGAUGGCCCUGAGGGGGCUGUGGAUUACUCUGAGCCUCACAACGCUCUCAUACCUUACACACCUCACACACCUGAGCGCCGCGAGUCCGCACACCUGUGCCGGAGUGAGAAAAGAGUACACCCUGCGCCACAUGGGGGAGGGACGGGAAGUGCCGGACACACCUCAGACAGGGUUGGACCUGCAGGUGUGUGUGACGCAGAACCUGACCUGCUGCACCAGGAAGAUGGAGGAGCGGUACCAGUUCACGGUGAGGCGGGACAUCCAGAACCUCCUGCAGACGUCCAGCUCCGCCCUCAAGCUCCUCAUCACUCAGAGCGUCGCGGGGUUACAGGAGGCGAUGGAGGCGCUGGUACGUCAGGCUCAGGACCAGACGGUGGCGCUGUUGCUCUCUACAUACCGGGACCUGUCGGAGGACGCAGCGCCCACUGUGGACGAACUCUUCACAGAUGUGGGUCUGUUUGUGCUGGGGGCGGAGCUUAGUCUGGAGGAGGCGGUGCAGCGUUUUUUCCUGGCGCUGUUCCCGCCAGUGUUCGAGCGGCUGGUGGAGCCGGGGCUGGAGCGGCUGGAUGGCGGGUACGGCGAGUGCGUGCGCUCGGCGGGUCACGGCCUGGCGCCGUACGGUAACGCUCCGGCCCGACUCACCAAACAGCUUAGUGGCGCUGCUCUGCCCCAUCGCGUCCUGCUGCAGGCGCUACACCUGGGGGUGGAGGUCAUCAACACCACGGACCACCUGCAGCUCAGCCGCGAGUGCCGGCGGGCGCUGCUGCGCAUGAGCUACUGCCCGCACUGCCAGGCGCUCACCGCCAGCCGGCCCUGCAUGGGCUACUGCCUCAACGUGCUGCGCGGCUGCCUCGCCAGCCUGGCAGAGGUGGACCCCCAUUGGAGGGAGUUUGUUCGCUCGCUGGAGGCGCUGUCGGUCCGGAUGGACAGUGGGAUGGACCUGGAGAGAACACUGGCGGCCAUGCCCACCAUCGUCCGGGACGCCAUCGCCCAUGCCCACAAGAGCGCCCCCUAUCUCUCCAGCCAGGUUCGGGGUGUAUGCGGUCACCCCAGCAGGCUGCAGUCUGGCGGGGUUCAGCGGGGCGUCAGAGACUCGCUGCCUCUCAGAGUUCCUGCUAAACUCAGUGAGGAGACGCUCAGCAUAAGGAGACAGGAGUUUCUCACCAGUCUGAGGGUUUACCGUGCAUUCUAUGGUGGUUUAGCUAAUCAGCUGUGUGUGAGUGAGCUGGCAGCACAAGACGGGGUGGUGUGCUGGAAUGGAGCCGACAUCGUUAAAAGUUAUACUCAGCAGGUGGUGGGCAGUGGGAUUAAGGCCCAGGCGGAUAAUCCGGAGGUCCGGGUGAAGGAGGCGGAUCCGGUGGUCAAUAAAGUGAUCGAUAAACUGAAGCACAUCAAUCAGCUCCUGCAGGGUCGGUCGAUACCGAAGUUGGGGACGUUGGAUCAGAUAGAGACGGGUAGCGGCGACGCCGAGGGUCUGUACAGCGGCGACUGUGACGAUGAGGACGGGUGCUGGGGGUCCGGAUCCGGUCCAGGGGGGAAGAGUCCGGCCGUCAGAACCACCAACUUGAUUCCAGAGAAGAACACUAACCAUCGGAACCAUCAACCACGUCACAACGACUUCGGACAGACGGGUUCCUCAAGUUCUUCAGGUUCUUCAAGUUCCUCAAGCUUUAGGACCACUAAGAACGUCCUGCUGAUCCUGAUUCCUGUAUUCACACUGUCUCUCCUGCUGCUGUAACACCUGCCCCCAGGGGGCGCCGAAAACACUUUUCACCCAGUAGGUGAAAAAAAAAAAACUAUAAAAUUGAGCGAGAGAUUCUGGACCAGCGGAGAGAAGAGCGCUUUCAUCUCCAGGACAAGAUCAUCAUAAUCCAGUCGGAUACGAGUCGGACGUUAUCAAUGAUCGCAACGAACAAUUAAUGACGCUAAAUCUGUCUGCACUGUACGAAUCAUCCAAUCCCGGCUCAGUUCUGAACUCAACGUUUCUCUUUUUUCCGACUCUGCACAAUUAAUCCUCUUCACUCUGGGCUAAGUUAACACUGACGCUGUACGAUAUAUUUAUAACGUAGUUCUUACGCAUAAUGCACUUCAACUUCGUAAAAACGAAAGCGUAUAAAUGCAUAAAUGCAGUAUAUUUAGUUCAUGAUCUGCUUCUGGAACUUUUUCUGGUACUAUGUACCCCGAGACUUAUUUGAUGUUUCUGUUUUAACGAGCUGUAAUUUUAAGAUUUUUAUCGUAAUUCUAUAACGAACUCUACGCAGUCUUUAUUGAUAUGCUGUAUAUUUAUUCUGGGUUUAUAUUCAGAGACAUUAAACUGAUGAUGUUGAUCUUU
Molecule: messenger RNA, 3001 nt
Organism: Astyanax mexicanus (Mexican tetra)
Lineage: Eukaryota; Metazoa; Chordata; Actinopteri; Characiformes; Acestrorhamphidae
Gene: gpc5a
Product: glypican 5a
Exons: 11
Coding region: 668-2407 (579 amino acids)
Biological process (GO): regulation of protein localization to membrane; positive regulation of canonical Wnt signaling pathway; cell migration
Cellular component (GO): cell surface; plasma membrane; extracellular region
Source: RefSeq, a predicted model, not a curated record